Molecule: messenger RNA, 652 nt
Organism: Linum trigynum
Lineage: Eukaryota; Viridiplantae; Streptophyta; Magnoliopsida; Malpighiales; Linaceae
Source: the annotation of a GenBank genome assembly
CUUCAUCUCUUCCUUCCUCUCUAAAAAAAAACCCGCAGUAGAUGCCUCCUCUGGCGAUAACCAGCGACGCUGGUGGAGAGAUUGAGAGGGCAACGAUUGGCGAGAUCCGGCGACGAUGGCAGAGAGAUCGAGAGGCAAGGGGAGGAGAGAUCGAGAGGCGAAGGGCGGAGAGAUCGACAGGCGAUGAUGGCAACGAUUGGCUAGAAAACCCUAGCCGCUUGCAGACCCCUUCUCCUCUCGUUUCUCACCGAAAAAUCAAAACACAGAUCUGGUCUUCCUCUCUGUAUCGGCUAUAACGGUCAAUCUGCGUCUCUUCUCUUAUAUUUCAUUCCAAUUCCACGUCUCUCCUCUCAAUAUGCUCACGAUUCUCUUCUAUUUUAUUCUGUUUACAAAUUUGGACUUGGUUUUUUUUUUUUUUUGCAGGUUUUGGAUUGAAGAAACGUUGGGUACUAUUCUUCAAACUGAUUAUCAGGAUUAAGGUUUUUAAAUGGCCAAUCUGGAGUUUGGAUGUGAAUAUAAAACUGGGGAUUGGUAGUUUAUUAAAUCUUGGCCGAAUGCAAAAUCUUGGUUUCGAAGAGGUGAUGUUUAGAUCUGGACAAAAAAAUAAACUGUGAAUAGCUAAAAAAGUAUUCAAGAAAAUUAAUUCUGAAAU